Messenger RNA from Cephus cinctus (wheat stem sawfly), 5103 nucleotides. RefSeq names its product gamma-aminobutyric acid receptor alpha-like (gene Grd). Gene Ontology annotation, molecular function: GABA-A receptor activity; neurotransmitter receptor activity; extracellular ligand-gated monoatomic ion channel activity. The transcript is spliced from 9 exons. Bases 3459 to 4949 code for a protein of 496 amino acids. Gene Ontology annotation, cellular component: synapse; membrane; neuron projection. Gene Ontology annotation, biological process: regulation of membrane potential; monoatomic ion transmembrane transport; chemical synaptic transmission. The record is from RefSeq and is a predicted model, not a curated record. NCBI's taxonomy places the organism in Eukaryota, Metazoa, Arthropoda, Insecta, Hymenoptera, Cephidae.
AUUUAUUCGAGUAGGUCACCCACUAUUCGCGCUAACGGCAAUCAUUGGAAUAAUGUAUUGCGAGGACCAAGGGUAGAGAUAUUGAGAUAUUGGAAUGAAGCCGAUUGCAGCACACAAGUAGUUUACAAGUAAAGACGCAAAGUGACAGCACGAACAGUGUGGACAUUUGAUCCUUGCGAUUGAACCUGCCGAAUCAGCGUUGCCGCUCGGCGAUAGUCGAUGAACGAUGCUUCGACACAGAAGACACGUCGCUGUCCAGCAUCCACGUCGACCUAUCGCUCCCUGCGUUACGUUCGCGCCUCGAGUCUCCGAUGCGCCUGCAGCUCGCGCUGCUUCCGGCAUCCCUUUUUCUUUCCAGUCAAAUCGCUCGGAGGCUUUUCCUCGAGCAGAUCCUUACAGGACUCCGAGGAUUGGCCAAGUCUCCCGGUUCUCGGUGAAUGGGAUAUCUUGCUCUUUCUUUCGGGAAAUUCUAAGCAUAGGAUCGAUCGGAGGGACGCGAGCCGUACUUCCGCGAUAGGCGGCCACCUUCUCGGCCCACUCUUCGCUCCUGUUCUCUCUCUCUCUCUCUCUCUCUCUCUCUCUCUCUCUCUCUCUCUGUCUGUCUCUUUCCGCUCGAGUUCCUCCCGAAGGAUGUGCGGUAAUCAGCCAGUGAGCUGAAGCCAACUGAUCCUGAUCCAGCUCUAAUGCGAUACCGAAUCCAAGGCACAGGAGAGAAACGCGAGUGCUGGAGGCGCGCGGGCCACUCGGAGUUCCUUUGAAAGCGAGUCUGGAUCUCGGAAUCAGGUAGAGAGCGGCGUGAAACUCGGAGCGAAUAGAAGGUCGCAAGGUCGACACGCGACGCUCCUUGCCGACGCAGAGAUGUCCUCGCGAGGCCGACUUAAGAUUUUUGGCAAAACGUGUUCAGAUAAAUUACGUAACGACGUUAACGUAACGUAGCCUAACGUAAUUUCUUCCCUCCCUGCAGACUCGUCGUCAGGGCAGUCUUGUUGCUCGGAAAACUACGGGAAAACGAAAAGGGCGGUCGUCUUAGGUAGUAAGUCCAGUCGGACACGUUGCGGGACUUUUUUCUCCUUUCUCCCGCUAAUCGGUGCGAGACUUUUACCAAAUGCAGGCAGCUAUUGAGUUUUACGGGUUUUACGGGUUUUACGGGUUUUACGAGUUCGACUAUCGGACUUAAGGGGAAUGCGCGGCUGCUAAGGACCCAGGCCGAUCACGAGGACAGGUUGAGAAUAUUGCUGAUGGUGCCAUCCUGAAGCACCCUCGAUACACCGACUACCAAGUUUCUCUGUCCAACCUGAAGCCUUUCAGCCUCUCGAGGUUCGCGCGGCCUCGAGCUUCUAAGCUUUGACAUAUUCCUGAACCUCCCGGAGAAGGUUUCCCUCAUUUGCAAAAGUAUAAGUAUCAAAGUAUAAGAAAACGAGACUCGGAGGGAGUCAAAGAGUUAACUGUGCGCGACACGGGGACAACGAAGCUCCGCUCGUGGGGAACUGGAGGUGACGCGCUGGCGCGGGGGACCGCCGAGAAGAAUUCAAUUUUCUUCGGAAAUCCUGUUGCGUACCCUUGACAACCAAUUUCCCAGAAGAAUGUCCUGCUACUCAUUUUCCUGAUUACUUAAUUACUGACGUUCGGCAUCUCUUUAAUUAUCAGAUCACUUUGAAGCCCAGCCAAGGGUUCCAUUGUCGAGUGGACCGAUAAUAAGGCUCCAUCCGGGAGAUGAAACGACUUAAUUAAAAAAUCUUACGGCCUAUCGGACUGCCGACGCGAUAGCCGUGAUUGAUACGAGUUCGUUUUCUUUGUCAGCCGAUGCUUUAACUUUAUCGCGAAAACUUGAAGCUUUGUACGUACAUCGAACGUCAUUAAUGGCGGGUAACACGUGGUGAAGCAGUGCGGUGAGUUAACAGAGGAUAUUCAGUAUGUGAUAUACGUUCGGACACCUGUUUCUCUCUCUCUCUCUCUCUCUCUCUCUCCCCACUAAGCUCCCAAAUUCCCCUCCAGAGGGGACAUGCUCUGUAAAGUAGGCGACGGCGAGCGAUAUCGAAUAAACACAUCGCAGACAGAAUGAAGACGCAGGAAGGGCAGAAGUCCAGCCGGAAGUAAAGGGAAGUCGAUAGGCGAAAAGCUCAAGAAACGUGAUCGGGUUGUCGAUUAAGGAACUUCCCCAACAAAUUCUAUAGGGAAACCGCCAUAAAGGAUGAGCAGUAAAUAUCGAUAAGAGAGACGAAUCGAGUUUCCACGGAGCGUCUAAUAGAAAGACGCACUGAGAGAGAGAGAGAGAGAGACGGUUCGUUAAUCGGUUCCUCGAAAUUGUGCGCGACCAAGAAUGAGGGUCGCCUGUGAGCAGCAGGCAUUGUAAUCGCAUAAGAGGAUCCCCUGGUGCUGCGCUGACAAAGGGAUGGAAGUACGGGGUAGGUUAUUAAAAUUCUCGUAAAACCACAGCGCCAAAUGCGGAAUACUUUAGUCAUUUACGAUACGUGCCGCUUCCAGUUCUCAAGGGCUCAAUUCUUUGAGUCAGCGCAAAAGUCAAGACAGAGUGAUGGAGGAGCAGGCAUAAUCGGUGUGAUCCUUUGAAAGAAAACACAAGAGGGAAAGGCGAGUGAGAGACAGCAGGAAAAACGCGAAAGAAACUGUUUGGCUGAAAGCCCAGCGAAGCCAUCGAGUCCUCGGAAAAAGCGUCUCACGCACACGGAGACGGACGUCACGGACGUCACGGACGUCCGCAGGAACUUGGAGCAUUCAGGUUCAGCAGUGUCCUUUAAAUAACGACAUAUUGCUUCGCAUUCAAUAUACGCGGAUUGGAAAAACAUAUUCCUAUGUGAGCCCAAGUCCUGCGCCCGCCCUAACCUAAUCGCUCCUGGGAAACAGCGGGACUCCGGGAUUCGUUUAUGGAAUUUCGGUGCCUGCGACGACGAUCCCAGCGACGCUAGCGAAGGUUCAACAGCGGCGGAGGGGGCGCGGGGGGGGAUUCCCCCCUCCUGCAGCGCCUCUAUCUCUUCGUCAGCAGCUGUCCGACGCGACGCUCAGUGUUAGUGCGCGUCGUGGCGCCGCCACGUGCUUUUCGUGGGCCAUCGACGAAAGAUGCAAAUCAGGAAGGACCUCUGAUUCCUGAACCAAUUGACAGCUGAUCGUGAAUCUCUGCUUGGCCGGAUCCUCACGUACGACUAGCGAGUGAUGCUGCACCUGCCACUUGGUACCGUCGGGACGCCUCUGAUCCCUGCAAGGAUAAAUCUCCGGCUCCUGGAACUUUAGUGAAAUUGACUGUAGAAGCCUGAACAUCGGAAUCCGAUGGAUACUCGUGGAAAUCAUCCUCGGAAGCCAUGAGAAGACUCGACUGAUUUUGGGUUAGUAGGAUCGCAGCAUCGCAGCAUCGGUGGAAAGGGCGGAGAGGAGGAGGGAGAAAAGCAAAGUAGGAAGGGAAGGAUCCCCCCCCCCUCCACGUCUCUCGAGACUCUUCUGCCAGGAUGAACCAGCGACUCCUGCUCGCAUUCGCGAACCUGAUCUCUUCGUACGCCUCGUUCUCGGUCGCGGCCAAUUCGAACCUCUCGACGAGGCAGCGAGCUCAGAGCAACAACCACGGGAAUAUUUCGGAACUCCUGGACAACCUGCUGCGCGGGUAUGACAACAGCGUGAGGCCCGACUUCGGCGGGCCCCCCGCGACCGUCGAAGUUGACAUUAUGGUGCGCAGCAUGGGACCAAUUUCGGAAGUCGACAUGACCUACUCGAUGGACUGCUACUUCCGGCAGUCUUGGGUGGAUAGGCGUCUGGCCUUCCAGGGCGGCAAGGAGACCCUCGCCCUCAGCAUCUCGAUGCUGGCCAGAAUCUGGAAACCCGACACCUACUUUUACAACGGGAAGCAGAGCUACCUUCACACCAUUACCAGCCCCAAUAAGUUUGUUAGACUUUACCAGGACGGUCGAGUGCUCUACAGCUCUCGACUUACCAUCAAGGCGGGCUGUCCCAUGAAUCUCGAGGAUUUUCCAAUGGAUACUCAGAGGUGUCCUCUCAGAUUUGGCAGCUUUGGCUACACGAGCAGGGACGUCGUCUACAAGUGGAACAGCGCGAGACAGGUGGCCAUUGCCGAGGACAUGAAACUCUCGCAAUUCGAUCUCGUUGCCAAUCCGACGGCGAAUCAUUCGAUGGCACCGACACUUUCCCACAGAGAAUAUUCGAUGCUUCUAGUAUCGUUUCAUCUUCAAAGACACAUGGGAAACUUCUUAAUUCAAGUAUACGGUCCCUGCGUUCUCCUGGUAGUUCUCUCCUGGGUCUCCUUCUGGUUGAACAGGGAAGCCACCGCCGACAGAGUGUCUCUCGGUAUAACGACCGUAUUGACCAUGACUUUCCUGGGACUCGAAGCCAGAACCGAUUUGCCGAAGGUGCCCUAUCCCACGGCCCUCGACUUCUUUGUCUUUCUCUCCUUCGCCUUCAUCUUCGCUACGAUCAUACAGUUUGCCGUCGUUCACUACUUCACCAAGUAUGGUUCCGGCGAGUGCUACUUUAGUUCGGAUCUAAGCGACACGGAGAAUUCGAGCGACGAGGAGGAUGAGAAGGAGGUCAUCGUCAAGUGGAGAACAACGAGUAACGAUACGGCUCAACGUAAAUCCUCAUGGAUGAAUGACCAGAGCCGUGGAUUCGCCUUGAACGGAGAAGAAGGCCUCAACGAAGUGAUUCCUCUCUCGGCUAUACCUGAGCCGAGCAGGCGACGCCCCAGUGGACAGUGGCCGAUAUCCUGCAUCCCCUGCAGCCCGCCGCCAGCAAAAGCACCACCUCCUCGAAAACUUUCAAGGCGUAGGCGAAGGAGAAGAGCACCUAGAUACAAUUCGGUAUCGAAGAUCGACCGCGCGAGUAGAGUCGUCUUCCCACUCUUCUUCCUGGCUAUCAACGUCUUCUAUUGGUACGCCUAUCUCUCGAGGAGCGAGAGAAUCAACUACGCGCAGCCCAAGUAUCAAGAUUGAUGUCAAUGAACGUCCGCUUGAUCCGUCUCUCUACGUAGCCGACCAAUUUUACAAGUGUUUGCGUGCGUAAUAUUACCAAGAACCUGGAUGGCUUGACAUGAAGUUUGUAUCGUCAUAAUACAGUUGGAUAUAUUGCAAUUGCAAUUGGAAACAA